Drosophila busckii is the source of this 1224-nucleotide messenger RNA. Its product is annotated as stress protein DDR48. The record is from RefSeq and is a predicted model, not a curated record. Lineage: Eukaryota; Metazoa; Arthropoda; Insecta; Diptera; Drosophilidae. The transcript has 5 exons. The annotation marks the transcript as partial.
AUGCAUGUACACCAAUUGUUACUUUGCCUGCUGGCCUUUGCGUGUGCUCAGAGCGCCAGGACUGCGGUAACAGGACCCGAGGCACGUGCCCAAUCCCAGCCGUCGUCAGCUGGCGUGCUGGACUCUGUGCUGCGUGGCAAUGGCAAGAGUCGUCAGUCGCGCUGUGUGCGCUGCUAUGAGGAUCGUUAUUAUGGCAGCAGCAGCAGCGGCGAUCGUUAUGGCAGCAGUGAUCGCUAUGGCGGCUAUGCCAGUCGCGCUGCUGAGGAUCCACGCAGCUCCUGGUACUACUCGUACGAUCGUUACGAUGAUCGCAGCAGAGAUCGCGACUACGAUCGCUAUUCAACGCGUGAUGAGCGCUACAUGCCGCGCAGCUACGAUCGCUAUGAAGGACGUGGUGGUGGCUACGACGAUUACUACAGACGUGGCGCAGGCGCUGGCUAUGAACGCGGCUAUGGCGGCUAUAGCGGCUACUCCAGCGGCUAUGACAGCAGAGAUCGUUACUACAACGAUCGUUAUAGCGAUAGCUCCAGGGAUCGUUAUUAUGAUCGCUCACGUGCUGGCUACAACUCGGACCGAUAUGAUCCGUAUGAUCGCUACUAUUCAAGAGGACAGUCGGGCUUCGAUAACUCGGGCCGUGGCUAUUACUUUGCCGGCAAUGACGAUGAUACGCGUGCGCCCUACGAUCGCGAGCGCGCCUCCUCCGCUGCCAACUCCUCGCCCUGCGGCCAUCAGGUCGCCAAUUGCCCCUACGACGAUCGCGGCACAAAAGUCUCCUCCUCUGCCAUAGGCAGCGAUGGCUAUCGCGGCGGUCACACCAGCGUCAUGGGCGACAUGAACAAGCCCAGCUGGAUGUAUCUGGGCGAGCAGGACAAGCCUGGCACGAGCGGUGGCUCUCGUGGAGGCGUCAGCAAUGGCAGCUCCGCAGCUGCUGCGGGCAGCGGCGUUGCGGGUGCUGCGGGCGCAGGCGGCGGCGUUGGCAGCGCGCGGGAUAGAGAGCAUGAGCACUCGCCACAGAGCUCUUCCUAUGGUGGACGACCACGCCCUCUAGGCGGCAGUUAUCUCUUCGAUCGGAACAGCAAUGCCGUGGCAGAGAGCCCGAGCUCCGCCGCAGCGAGCUCAAAUGGUGAUGGUGGUGAUGGUAGCGUCAAUUUGCCAGCAGCUGCCGCCCAAACGGCCGCUCAAUCUUCCAGCCAGGCUGAGGACAAGCCCAAGCAGCAGCAGCAG